UCAAAACCUGAUUUUACUUCCUGUUUUCAUUUUUUUCAUGUGACAUCUCAGAAAAUUCAUCUCGAAAGUAGGAAAAAACUUCAGUGCUGCCACGUCAGGAUUACAGCUCUAGAUAAACACCUGGCGAAAUCCCAAAAGACACACACACCAAAUAACUACAACAGAAGAUUAUCAGCCAAGCGGGAGGUUUGUUCCGUAAUGGAGAGCAAAUACAACUUGAAGAGUCCAGCUGUGAAGAGGUUGAUGAAAGAGGCAGCAGAACUCCGGGAUCCGACUGAACAUUAUCAUGCUCAGCCACUGGAGGAUAACCUGUUUGAGUGGCACUUCUCCGUUAGAGGACCUCCAGACUCUGAUUUCGAUGGUGGAGUUUAUCACGGUCGGAUUGUGCUGCCCCCUGAAUACCCCAUGAAGCCCCCAAGCAUCAUUCUGCUCACUCCCAAUGGAAGGUUUGAAGUUGGGAAGAAGAUCUGUCUGAGCAUUUCCGGUCACCAUCCAGAGACAUGGCAGCCGUCAUGGAGUAUUCGGACAGCCUUAAUAGCAAUAAUUGGAUUCAUGCCGACUAAAGGGGAAGGAGCGAUAGGAUCUUUGGAUUACACUCCUGAGGAGAGAAGAGCUCUUGCUAAAAAGUCUCAGGAUUUCUGCUGUGAAACGUGCGGCAGCUGUAUGCGCUCCGCUCUGCUAGCACUCUCUCCUGACAGUGACCUGCGACCUGUUGACACUCAGGCACACAGACUAGCCCAGCAAAUCAGCUUUAAGGCCGAGUCCAGCUCAUCAUCUGCAGACAGUGGCAGUUCUGCAGCAGCAGCAGCAGUGGCGGACUCCAGUAACAGUGAGAGCUCGAUUACAGAAGAGAGAGAAACAGAAGACACUUCUGUGUCUUCAGCUGAGCAGACUGAAUCAUCAUUCGUGGAUGCUCAGACAUCAAGUGAGGGUCCAUCCGUUUCAACAGCUCCAAGUCCACGUCAGCGGCGCUCACAGAACCAGAACCAGAACCAAUCCCCGAGAUACCCCACAUUCACGGCAUCCCCCGCGGCCCAGCACCCGCCGCAGGACGCCAGUCACACGGGCUCGGCCGUCCUCAUAGUUCUCCUCACACUUGCGCUUGCUGCGCUCAUUUUCCGUAGAAUCUAUUUGGCCCACGAGUAUAAGUUUGAUUACGAGCUGUGAACUCUUUCUACACCACCAGAAACCUGCUACUGUCGUUCUGUCCACGUCCAGAUCUAGCGCACCCUCUGUCUCAUCAGGCAGGAUGUGUGUUUAUCCUUCCUGGACAGCUUCCCAGACCUUUGUCUCUUCAUAAAAUGGAACAAGAUUUCUAGAUGUAUCCUCAGAACAAAACCUGAAGGGGGCGAAUCUCAGUAAGCUUGUCAAGAACAUGUCAAUAGAAGCUUGUUUUUGCCAUGGGGGGGAAGAAAAGGUCAUUACGACUUUUUAUUAAAUUUCUCAUUUUUUUCUCGUAGUUGCUAGUUUAUAUCUCGCAAUUCUGAGUAGGAAAGUCAGAAUUGUGAGAUAUAAAUUCACACUUGUGAGAAAAAAAAUCAGAAUUGUGAGCUGCAAUCCUGCAAUUCUGACUUUAUAACUCACAAUUGCUAUUCUGAGGAAAAAAAUUGUGAGAUAAAGUUUCAAUUACCUUUUAUUAUUAUUUUUAUUAUUUGGUGGCAGAAACAAGCUUCCAUAGAUUUCACCCCUGAAAAAUUCUAAUUUAUAUUUUACAUAAAGACAGUGAAGUCUGUUUUUGGACCAUUAGGAUUUUUUAUUGAUUCUAAUGUGACAAUUAUCCCCUAGCUAUUUUAACUAAGUAUUUAUGAUUCAUGGUGGUAAUUAUUGUACUGCCUUUUAAUUUUGGAAAAAUUUAUUUAAAAAAAAAAAAAUCAUUGUGUCUGGGCAGACCAUCUAGACACAUUACUGAAAAAUAUCACAUGUAAUUAGAACUCGGUACUGUUCCUGUUUUCUUUCUGCAAAAAAUAAUUAAUAAAAUUACUUUUUGUUUUGGGGUGAAAUAUGACAAGAGGCUUUCUACAGCUCCUGCAAUAUAUUGAGGGUUUGAUGAGACUGCUGUUUCCCAAAUAAUGCAUUUCAGUACCAAUGUACAAAAUUUGGUAUUAGACUGAAACCAACUAAAAACCUGAGAAUUUGCAGACGUCUGAUGUGCUUCUGAAAUGUAUAUGUCUGUCUCGGAAUUGAUCAUUUACGCACUAUAAUAAUGUAGGCAUGGUUGUAAUAUUGUAUUUUACUUUUAAACAGUUUAAAAGAAACAUAUCCACUUGGAGAGAUGAACCUCUCUGGUUGCUAUUUUUCAGAAAACAUUCAAGCAGUCACAACGAUAAUGUUUUUAUUUUUUACAAAUAUUUCUUAAACUGCAACACAAUACAUGAAUUAAUGUUGUAGACAAAAGCUAUACUGCCCCUAUGUUGAUAGACAACAUCAUUUUACUUCCUUAAGCAACAACCAAUAGUUUUCUUUAAUAACGAAUAAACGUGACUUAUCCAAAACUGUUUGCUCUUUUCACUCCGUCAUGUAGGUUUUGAAGUACUUUGAAGUGAUAAUAUUAAACUAGGCAUGCAACCUGCAUUUAUUUUAUUUACAUGACUGGUAAGAGUGUGUGGCUUGGUUGUUACUUCUCAGACAUUCACCUGGUGGGCAAUAAAACCACCGGCCAUAACAAGAGAACAACAACAACAAAAAACAGAGGCCAGUAACCACCCAAAAACACCCUAAGAGUUGUGGCGGCACAAGAACUGAAUAUAGUAUUUUUACUAUUUUCAUGUUUCUCAAUUUACUCCAUAUAUCAAUAUGUGCUAAAAUAGUUUGGCUUAUAAGAUUGUGUUAAAGCAUUUAUAUAUUAUAUCAACAUACUGUAUAAGGCUUUGACAUUUAAUGUCAGGCAUUGUGAUUGAUGUCUACUACUGUUAAACACAGAUGAUCAUUAAAACAUUUAAAUGAAUCAGA
Messenger RNA from Ctenopharyngodon idella (grass carp), 2949 nucleotides. RefSeq names its product ubiquitin-conjugating enzyme E2, J1 (gene ube2j1). Lineage: Eukaryota; Metazoa; Chordata; Actinopteri; Cypriniformes; Xenocyprididae. The record is from RefSeq and is a predicted model, not a curated record. Bases 199 to 1167 code for a protein of 322 amino acids. The transcript is spliced from 8 exons.